Messenger RNA from Rosa rugosa (rugosa rose), 3168 nucleotides. RefSeq names its product zinc finger BED domain-containing protein RICESLEEPER 2-like. Gene Ontology annotation, molecular function: protein dimerization activity; DNA binding. The record is from RefSeq and is a predicted model, not a curated record. Bases 1 to 2847 code for a protein of 948 amino acids. The transcript is spliced from 4 exons. Lineage: Eukaryota; Viridiplantae; Streptophyta; Magnoliopsida; Rosales; Rosaceae.
AUGGCGGCGACGCGAUGCUACAUCCAUGAAGUGAUAGGUGGGGCGAUUCAGGUGCUUCAACCUGAGGAGGAGACCAUCCGCCUGAUGUUUCGAAAACGAGGUGGCUUGCAUCCCAUAUGUGCGGCGGCAGUGCUGGCUGUGGAAGUGACCGGAACAGACAAGGGAAGACCGAUUACUCUCAGCCUCUCGAAGAACCGAGACCGAAACAACAGCUCUACCUACUCGAUCCAAGUCUCCUCCAUCGAAGACUCGAAGGCUCUCGCUCUUCUCUCACUCCUCUACUCCAUCGAAGAUCGGAAGCUGUGGCUCUUCUCUCACUCCUCUCUGCCCUCCUCGAAGAUUCGAAGGCUCUCACUCCUCUCUGCCCUCCAUCGAGGAAUCGAUUCUUCAACUCGUUUCUUCAACUCGAUUCUUCAAGCCUCCCACUCCGAAUCGAUGGGAAAACUGGGAAAUAAGAAAGCUCAAGGACAGAAAGAAGGAGAUUCUAGUCUAGUUGUUUCUUCAACUGGUACCUCUCCCUCAAUCCCUGACAGAGCUGAAGAAGAUGUCACGGAUGGAGGAGCUCCAGCUUCCGCAUCUGACAAGGUUAGUAACAAUCCUCGAGCUGAUAGAAAACGUAGUUGGGUGUGGGAGCACUUUAAGGAAUAUAAAGAUGUAAAAGUCACUAAAGUAAAGGGUCAAGAAGAUAUUGUAGAAGAAUUUAGGAGGGCUAAGUGUAUAUAUUGUCCUAAGGGUCCUCUAGGAGACUAUGCUUGUGAUCCUUACAAAAAUGGGACUCAAGGGAUGAUUAGGCACAUAAACAAAUCAUGUAAGUAUUAUCCCGGAAGGAGAGCGAUAGAUAAAAAUCAGAAAGUGCUUGCUGGUGAUAAAAGUAAGGGUAAUUCUAUGAAAAUGGUUGCAUUUAAUCCUCUUGAAGUUAUGAAAGCAUGUGUUGAAAUGGUUGUAGUUGAUGAGCUUCCUUUUAGCUUCGUUGAAAAGCAAGGGUUUAGGCAUUUUUGUCAUGUUGCAGUGCCAAUGUUUAAGGUCCCUUGUAGGAAAACUUUGGUUAAAAAUUUUCUUACAUUGUAUGAUAACACAAAGAAGAAGUUGAAAACUGAUUUAGCACACUAUAGGGUCUGCCUAACCACUGACACUUGGACAAGUGUUCAAAAUUUCAACUACAUGGUGCUAACAGCCCACUUUAUUGAUGAUAAGUGGGAAAUGCAUAAGAGGAUAAUCAAUUUUUGCACUAUUUGUAAUCAUAGUGGGAAUUCCAUAGGUCUUUUGAUUGAGUCAUGUUUGCUUCAGUGGGGGAUUAGCAAGGUUUUAACCAUCACAGUAGAUAAUGCAGCAGCCAAUAAGUGUGCUAUUGAGUUUGUUAGGUCCAAACUUAACAAAAGAGAAAAACCAGAAUCAAUCUUAGAGGGUAAGUACAUGCAUGUUAGGUGUACUGCCCAUAUUUGUAAUUUGAUUGUUGGUAGUGGGUUGAAGAGACUAAAUAGAUCAGUGUUGGCCAUUAGAAAUGCGGUGAAGUUUGUUAGGUCUUCACCAGCAAGGUUAGAUAGUUUUAAGGCAUGUGUAGAACUGGAACAGAUCCCUUGCAGAGGAUUGGUUGUUAUGGAUGUUCCCACGAGGUGGAAUUCAACAUUCUUAAUGUUGGAAGCUGCCUUGAAGUUCAAAGCAGCCUUUGCAAGGAUGGAGGAGCAACCGGACAGCGGCUUUUCAGCCUAUUUCAAAGAGCCUGAGGAAGAGUAUGAUGAGGAUGGAAAUAUGGUUCCAAGUAAAAGCAAGAGGCCUAGAGUGGGGCCUCCAUCCGAGGAUGAAUGGGAUAAGGCGGAAGUGUUUGUGCAGUUUCUUAGGGUAUUCUAUGAAGUAACUCUAAGAGUUAGUGCAAGUAAUAGGCCCACAAUCCAUACCACUUUUCAUGAUGUGUUGUCAAUCGAAUCGGAGAUUAGCAAGCUCUUCAUAGAACCUGAAAUUGCAACAGGUUUGGACACCCAGAAGGUUUUGAGUGAUAUGGCAGAAAAUAUGAGGUCCAAAUUCAUCAAGUAUUAUGGUGGCUUUCGGGAAUUGAAUCCCUUGGUGUUUAUGGGGCUGAUCCUUGAUCCUAGAUUCAAGCUAAGGCAUGUAACUCAUCUUUUGACAAAUGAAGGGUUUGCAUUGGCAGAUGUGCAGGCUAAAACGAAGGAGUUACGUGAUGUGUUGAUGUCCUUGUAUGAAGAGUAUGCACCAAAGGAGGCCCCUCCAAAGAAGAGAGGUCAAAUAGAGGUUGAAAGCUCAUCUUCACAAAGCACUGUAACAAGCACCGGCAGCAGAGGAAGACAAUCUUACAUCAAUGAUUGGAGGAAAGUAGUUUCUGAGCUUGAUGAGGCUGUGGUUUCACAUGAAGUAGACAAAUACUUGUUGGACCCUCUUGAAUUCACAAAUGAGAAGGAAGGGUUUGAGUUCCCGAUUUUGUUAUGGUGGAAGAUCAAUGGAGCCAAGUACCCUAUACUUCAAGCAAUAGCCAAAGAUGUGUUGGCUGUUCAAGUUUCGACAGUUGCAUCGGAGUCCUCUUUUAGCACCGGAGGGAGAGUAAUCGACAACUUUAGGAGUUCAUUGACUCCUAAAUCUGUCGAAGCAUUGAUUUGUCUACAAAGUUGGUUGAGGGGGAAUGAUAUUAGCUGCAUAGAAGAUGAACCAUGCAUCAAAGAUUAUGAGUUCUAUGAAAAGUGUGAGAAAGAUCAUGUAACCUCAGCCUCUUCAACCUCUUGUCCUCCUCCAAAAGCUAAGGGAAAGAAUGGUAUUGGAACUGAUGAUGAAGUUGUUCAACUCAGUGAAGAUGACUCCGAGGGUGAAAUGGUGUCUGAUGAUUCAGAAAACAGUUGAUGCCUAUUGCCUUGAUGUGAUCAGUUUCUGACUUUCUGGUUUAUGCCGCAAGGAUGGACUCUUUCAGUUUUCAUUUUUCAACUUGAUUGUUUCAUACUUUCAUAUUUUCAUGAACUUAUUUCAAUUGCUAGUUUGCUACUGUGGUUUAAUUGGUUUUUGAACAUUUCCAUGUAAUAUUAAGCUGAUAGGCUUAGAACAUGUAAUAUUAAGUUGAACUUGCUACUGUGGUUUAACUUGUAGUUCCAAGUUCUGCUUUGAUUUGCAUUUUGGACAGAAAUGUGCAUGAAGUUCAUUGGAGAACUAAUUAGAGAUGUUUGAAAA